Molecule: messenger RNA, 1524 nt
Organism: Vicia faba (fava bean)
Lineage: Eukaryota; Viridiplantae; Streptophyta; Magnoliopsida; Fabales; Fabaceae
Source: the annotation of a GenBank genome assembly
AUGACAUUGGAUUCUAUGGGGGAAGGGACUUGGUUUGUGUUUGGCUUUCAUUGUUCUCACGAUACCAAUGUCAGUUUAGUUCAAAGCUACAAACUUAAGCUUCACUCACCACCGCAUCUGAAAGACAUUCCGCCGGGUCUCCAAACACAGGGUCACAUCCAUUACUAUAUCAAUGACGAUAAUAACAAAGACGCUAUCGCUGCCGGUUACGCCUCUGCUGACGAUGCUAUUCCAAUUAACUCCGGCAUGAACUGCAAACGUGAGCAUAAACAAGAAAGUAGGGAAAGGGGGUUGGAGAGGAAUAUAAAGCCUAAUGAUAUGGCUUAUGUUGCAGUUGCUACUGCAACUUCUUUAGUAGCCUCUCACUGCCUUGAAAUUGUAGAAUAUAUGGGAGCUGAACAUGAACAGAUUGCAACUGCAGUCGACUUGGCUAUUAAUGCGAAAACGAAUGGAGAUAUUAUGACUCUUACAGCUGGAGCAGCAACAUCCUUGCGUGGAGCUGCAACUCUAAACGCGCGUCUAAAGAGGGGGAUUGGAGCUAUUACGAUUCCCCCGAUUGAGGAUAAGUGUGGCGAAGCCAAAAAAGCAAGCAUCUUGACAGCACUGGACUUUGUCUUUCAAGGAGGUGUACUUCUCAAACGUACAAAGAAAAUGUACACAAAGGGAAACUGCUGGAAACUGCAUGCUGGAUGCUUGGAACCUUUGGACAACACUCUAGAUUUACCUCUUAUGCACAGAUUCAUGGAAAUCUCAGAUCUUAAUAAGUCAAAUAUGCAAAUCUUGCUGGCGAUAUUGGCUACUACGGGUAAGGAUUUAAAAGACUCACGAGUGCUAACUGAUGUCGGUGACGUCCCUAUUCAAGAAAUUCGAGAUUGUGGCGUAGAUGAUAAAAGAUUGAUGAGUGUCAUUGGCGAAUCUGUCAAGUUAGUGAUGGAAGAGGCUCCUCUAAGACCCUUAGUUUUAGGUGGUGAUCACUCAAUAUCAUUUCCAGUUAUUAGAGCUGUCUCGGAGAAGCUUGGAGGACCAGUUGAUGUUCUUCAUAUUGAUGCGCAUCCUGACAACUAUGAUGCAUUUGAAGGGAACAUUUAUUCGCAUGCUUCUUCCUUUGCUCGUGUCAUGGAGGGUGACUAUGUUCGACGACUCUUGCAGGUUGGUAUUCGAUCAAUAACAGCUGAAGGACGUGCACAAGCAAAAGUAAAAUAUCAUAAAGAAACCUCAAUUGACUCCACUAUUUCAUAUCUUGGAUUCAAAAUCAAAGAUAAGAAACUAGGGGAAGGUGUGAAAGGGGUGUAUAUCUCGAUAGACGUGGAUUGUCUUGAUCCUGCAUUUGCUCCGGGAGUGUCUCAUAUUGAACCGGGAGGUCUUUCUUUCCGCGAUGUUCUUAACAUCCUACACAAUCUUCAAGGUGAUGUUGUUGCUGGAGACGUCGUUGAACUCAACCCACAACGCGAUACUGUUGAUGGAAUGACUGCUAUGGUAGCUGCUAAGUUGGUCAGAGAAAUGGCUGCAAAGAUUGCAAAAUGA